This is a messenger RNA of Kwoniella botswanensis, 1116 nucleotides long. RefSeq lists its product as uncharacterized. The transcript is spliced from 5 exons. The record is from RefSeq and is a predicted model, not a curated record. NCBI's taxonomy places the organism in Eukaryota, Fungi, Basidiomycota, Tremellomycetes, Tremellales, Cryptococcaceae. Bases 1 to 1116 code for a protein of 371 amino acids.
AUGUCAUUCGUCAGACCCGCUACUGCUUCUAUGAGACUCGCUGCAGCUCCACGAGCUGUCAUGCGACCUCGAGCUCUCCCUAAACGGGUGACUCCCAUCCCUUCAACGGCCUCGAGAGGAUUCAGACGAACCUACGCUACCACCCCUUCUGCACCUGAACCAUCAACCACUCAUAACACCCUCCUCUUCGCUGUACUCGCUGCUGUACUUGGUGUUGGAGUAGGAGGAUACUUCUACCUCAAACCGGUCAGAGACGUCGCUGCUAUUGCUCAUGAGGGAGUGAAGAGCGCUAAGGAGAACGCUUCUCAGCUUUCUACUGGUCUCUCAACAUACGCCCAAGCCGUCCUCCCACCAGGAGCCUUCGCCUUAUACCAGGCUCUUGACAAACAGGAAGGUGGUAUCGCCGGUUUCCUAUCCAAACUCAAGGGUAAAGAUCUCGAUGGGGCUUUGGACGAAUUGAAGAAUGUUGGAGGAGACGACGCCAAAAAGGUGAUCGAGAAAAUCCAACAGAAAGUCAAAGAUGCUAAAGGAAAAGUCGAAAAUGUCGAUUGGAAAUCUCUCGCUACCGAGCUCAAAGAUGAUUUACCUGCUUCUGCCCAAGGGUUGAUCGCUGUCAUUGCUGGAAAGAUCCCUGAUAAUAUCAAAGACCUUGAUUUCGACUUCGAUAGUUUGAUUAAGAAGGCUAAAGAAGUUGGUGGAGAUCAAUUGAAACAGGUUGAAGAGAGUGCUAGCAAAGUUUACAAGGAGGUGGAGAAAGCUAGGAAGGAAGGUAAAGAUCAAGCGGAUGCUUUCUUAAAGGGACUCAAGGAAGCCGCCCCUGCCGAUGUUGACUCCCUUAUCAAACAGCUCAAAGAAGCUGCCAGCAAAGCUGGUUUGCCCGCUGAUACUGCCGAAGCAUGGUUGAAGAGCAAAGCCAAAGAUGGCAAAGUUGAUGCUGAGGCUUUGGCCAAACAAGUUGAAUCCCGACUCAAGGACGCCGCUCAAUAUAUCCCUGGAGAACCUAAGGACUUGAUCAAGCAGGUCGAACAAGUUUCACCUUCCUUGGCUAAAUUGUUACAGCAGGCUUUACAACAGGCCGACGUGAUUGAUGAGAAAGGUAACAAGAAGAAGCAAUAA